GGGGGUAGAGCAGCUCCCAGAGCCCGUGAGGGGCCGAGAGGAAUGAGGGGGAGCGGGGGGAACACAGAUGAGGAGUUAUCGGACACGGAGCUGCUGGAGCAAAUCCAGAGGAGGCCACGGAGCUGCUCCGAGGGCUGGAGCCGCUUUGCUCUGGAGCCAGGCUGGGAGAGCUGGGAGUGUUCACCGGGAGAAAAGGGCUCUCCAGGGAGACCUGAGAGCCCCUUCCAGGGCCUAAAUGGGCUCUAGGAGAGCUGGAGAGGGACUUGGGACAAGGGAUGGGGGGACAGGACGAGGGGGAAUGGCUUCCCACUGCCAGAGGGCAGGGAGAGAUGGGAUAUUGGGAAGGAAUUGUUGGCUGUGACGGUGGGGAGACUCUGGCACAAGUUGCCCAGAGAAGCUGUGGCUGCCCCAUCCCUGGAAGUGUCCAAGGCCAGGUUGGACAGGGCUUGGAGCAACCUGGGAUAGUGGGAGGUGUCUCUGCCCAUGGCAGGGGUGGGACUGGAUGAGCUUUAAGGUCCCUUCCAACGCCCCUGCCAUGGGCAGGGGCACCUUCCCAUAGACCAGGUUACACAGUGAUCACAGCAGAUCGAACUUUACAAUUGUAAAACUGUUUAAAAUUUUCUGAAACCAGUUUUAUGUGCUAUUUAUAAGUAUACUUACAGUUUAUUACAGUUAUCUGCUGCUAUUUUGACAAACAGCUGCUUUCACUGUGGAAAUGAGCGAGUAUCAGUUGCAUCACAUAUUAUGAAACAUUUCUCACUCAGCCAAUCUUAUGACUUGCCAAAAUUAAUUUUCUUGUUCCUUAACCCUCCCCAUGCUGCUUGUGCAGCUGCCACCUGGGUCAGCUGGGGGCUGGAGAACUAAUUCACUGUGUUUGCAAUUCCUGUUGUUUUCUUCAGCACACCAGACCUUAAUAACCACUGACUCAGUGGUAGUGUGAGGAACAAAAGAACUACUUAGUGUUCAUUAAUAUCUCCAGUUCAAAUCAGAACAAUUCUUUUCAGUUUUGGCACCAUGAACAAAAAGGAAACCUCUGGACUUAUAGAUUUGGGACUACAGCUGAGUUUUGGACAUCUAGCCUUGGGAAGGAAGGGCUGAAUUUGUUUUAGGGGCACAAAGUCUUUACAGAGUGUGCAGAAAGAUUUUGGCAGUAAUGGGGCAGGUGAAACAGGCAGCAGAACGUGUUCAGUAGGGAAAUGGCCAAAGUCAGCACCUUUAAACCAAAGCUGCCUAAACCCCGAGUACAGGACAGAAAGUGCCUUUUUCUACCUACUGUUAUCACACUGGGUUCCCAUCUCUCUGGUGGAGGAGCUGUGACUGCUGCCAGCAUCUUUCCAGAGGGGUGUUACCCACAUAUUUAAUCUCCUUACUUAAUGGGAGUAGGGAAAAAAUUGGAGCAAAAUUAUUUGGGACAAAGCUAUUUAGGUCCUUAAGUUCACAGGAAGAAGGGGUAUUAUUCUGAUUUUAAAAAAGGAUAAAAUAAGUAAGAACAAAGCUUUCAAAUAAAUCUGUUGCGUGAUAGGUUUCUGUCUGAGGCCUGUUUUGUGACUGGAGCUUGUAUCUGGAGAACUUUAUCUCUCUUUUGCUUUAGGAGCUUGACUCUUCAUUUGAGAGCACCAGCUGGCUCAUGCUGGUUGUGUUUUCUUUUUCAUUUUCUAGAAGAAGUCUAGGCAGAAAAAGGAGGUUUUGUAUUUUGGAGUGGUGAGAGGCCACAAAAUCUGAAAGCAAAAAUUUACCAUUUAAUUUUUUUUUUUCAAGAGGACUGAUUUUGUCCAAGUGUUCCUGUAAUUCACUGCAGGUUUGAAAGGAAUGCUGCUCAGGAUUCAUGGCUAAUGCUCGGUGCUGACUGUUACUGUGCACUUACCCUGUGGAUCUGAACUUGUGCUUUGAAGGUGUUGCCUUGAUCCAGUGGCUGAGUUGUGAUUUUAUCCCCCUGUUGUGGGAGCUAAACGAGGUGUGAGCUGAGCUGUGACAGCCCUCCCUAUGUCCCCUGUGCUGUAAGUAAUCCUGUCCCUCUCCCUGUGAAAUUCCACUUGUUUGCUGUUGUUUUUUUCUUGCAGUGUUACCCCGUGGGGACUGUCCCUUCAGACAGCUCUGGGAGCCACAAAAAGGGGUGGAUGGAGUUGAGCCAGAGUUACAACAGCUCUGCUUUGGACUAUUCAGAAGAUACCUUUGAGUCCUUCAGUGAGGAGGAGAUCAAACCAUCUGGCUCCUGCUGUCCCACAGAGGAUUUGGAGGGCUCAGAUGUGUUGGAAAGCACAUCAUGGUUGGCAGGCCAAAGUCAUGCAGAGGAGCGAUCUGAAGGAGUGGAUUCUGCAGCUCUGGAAAGAGUUGCCAUAGGAAAAUGGAUUGAUGCCAUGGGAAGAUGGAGAGAUCUAAAAAAUAAAGAAGCUGAGGUUAAACAGGACAACUCUGUCAGGAAAACUCAUGGUGAAAUUCUUGAACUAUUUGAUGGAGAACUGGAUGCUCUCAGGUCUUUUUGCACCAGGAAGAUAAAUGGGAUGAACCAGCAGCUGAGCCCUGAGCAGGGAAACACGGGCCAGGCAAGGAAGCUGCAGGAUGGAGUCCCAGCAGUGAAAACUGGGACAAGAGAUGGGAACUGCAUUGUUCCUGGUCAGCUGAUGAACAGAAUCCUCCUGGAAAACACCAGAGCGACUGUUAAGCAGGUGACAGAAGCUCAAAUCCACGAGGCUUCAUCAUGCCCUGACUGCCAGAAGAAGGAGGCAGAGCUGGCCAGGAUUGCCUUUGUCAGGCAAAAAAAGGCUCUGAUGGGAGGUGCUUUAAUCCAAGAGAAACUGGAGGAACAGAUUUACUCCAGAAACAUGCUCACACUUCUAGGAGAAGCCCUCAGAAGCUUUCCCAAACCUUCAGAGGAUCCCAGGGCCUUGUGGCAAAGGCUGAAAGGUCAGAAAAUAUGCUCCAUCUCUGUUCCUUAUUUGCUUUGCUCUGCACUCCCUGUUUCUCCCGAGCCUUUGGAAUUCUUCAGCCAUCUGCAAACAUGAGGCAAAGGGCACCCAGUGUUUCAAGUGGAGACUCAUAAGGGCUGGCAGGUGAAAGAGCCGAAUCUUCUGAAAAUGUGAUUUUGUUGGUUUUGCCAAUGAACACAGGUUUCAUCCCUUAACCCACAAAAAGGGAGCUCCAGGACUCUUCUUAAAAAUAUAAUCCAUAUGUUUUGGUAUUUUUCCUUUGAUAGAAGCUUUGUAAAGAUACUGAAAUAUUUCUUUGCAGCUCCCAUGGAGCCUUCCUGUAAAUACAUUGAACUGUGAGUUAUUUGGGUUAGGAGUCUGACAAUGUUUGUCUGUAGAAUAGUUGUCAUGCUCACACACAGUGACUGCACAGCUCUUGUUUGUUUGCAUAAAUGUUACAAAGACAGCUCAGGUAACUCCUCUGAAAUAUCAAAGUAGAUUUUGCUGCUGCCUCUUGGAUGCAUUUCCUGCUGCUCCCUACACUUGUUUCAUUUUUUUAUCAAGGAUGACUCCAAGAUCUGAGUGUUUGCCUUCUGUUUUCUUGUAGCAGCUCUUAGGGAUGUACUAUGGAAUGAAUGAUCCAGGCCUCUAAAUAAUUUAUUUUAUAAUCCUACAGCCUUUGAGGCUUGAGAGAUCCAAAAACUCUGACAGGGAGACUGUGGGAAAGAGAGUAGAUCAUGUCUUUUCCUUUUUUUCCCCUCACAGGAGCUCCCCCCACCAGCAGCAGAUUUUUCUUUUGAUCCAAAGAAACACUCUAAAACUCUGAUCAAGGAAUAUUGAUUCAUCUGCUGCCUUGUUUGUGCUUUCUGGGGUAUAAAAGAACUGUGAUGGCUCAAGGGGUAUUCGUAUGGAAAGCAGCUGUGGCUCAGCAACAAAUCAGUCUGCCUGGAAAAAAUGCUUUGGAGCUUUGUCUUUCUGGCCUUCAUGAUACACACAGUUGCAUUAUUUAAUCUUCUGAAUGAUUGGUGAUGUGAGUUUAUUGCUCUGAACUUUGUGCAAAUAGAAGUUUAUUGUAUUUAUAUUAUGUGUAUGCUGAUAACCACUUUUGUGAUGUUAUGCUUUAUAACUGGCCCUUUGGAUAAAGUUGUAUUCUUCAAUUUAAAAUCAGUUUUCCUGUGGACUGCAGCAAGGGAAUUUUCACUUCCAUUUGCCCUUGCUUCUGCUAUGAAAAAAAUUAACCUGGCUGCCAGGCACAGUCAUUCCUUAGUCUCAUUUCUAUCCAUCUCUUGGGCCAUCUCUUUGUAUCUCCUCUAGGAUAAACUUCCAUCUCCAUCCCAACAGGCUGCUAGCACAGGUUUGAUGGGAAUGAAGUUCUAGUGUAAUUAACAUGCCUGGAUCUGAGCUGGGAACAAAGGUAAAUAUAUUCAAAGAUGAACUGGUCUAGUGGAAGGUGUCCCUGCCCAUGGCAGGGAUUAGAACUGGCUGAGCUUUAAGAUCCCUCCCAACCCAAACCAGUCUGGGAUUCUGGGAUAUUUAAAUAAUGAUUUGCAGCUACUGGGGGAAUAUGUCGUAGUUCCACUGGUCCAGUUUAGGAUCAUAGAAUAGUUUGAGUUGGAAGGAACCUUCUAAAGCUCAUCCAGUCCCACCCCCUGCCAUGGGCAGGGACACCUUCCAGUAGCCCAGGUUGCUCCAACUUGGCCUUGGACACUUCCAGGGAUGGGGCAGCCACAGCUUCUCAGGGCAACCUGUGCCAGGGCCUCACAACCCUCAUUAUAAAAACCUUCUUUCCUAUAUCUAAUCUAAAUCAACCCUCCUUCAGUUUAAAACCAUUAUCCCUUGAGGCAGCAGGUCCUGCUGGGAACUUUGCCCCCAGCUUGUAGGCCCCCUUCAAGUGCUGAAAGGCCACAGGGAUGUUUCCCUGGAACCUUCUCCAGGCUGAACAAUCCCAGCUCUCUCAGCGUUUCCUCACAGGAGAGGUUCUCCGGCCCCCCAACCAUCUUCAUGACCCCCUUACAUUAAUCUUGAACCUUUUUCCUGAAGUGUUACUAAAAACUGAAACAUGCAGGCUGCCCCGGGGUCACUCCCUGACCUUCCAUAAACCCAUCCCCACUCCUGGCAUUGGGCUGUGGGGAGACCCAGGUGUUUUUGAAUUCUGUUUUUUCCCAUAGCCAGUUUGAUCAGCUUCCAAGAAGAGGAGCUGAACCCUUUUACUCAUAUUGGGAGCUUGACAAAGAACUUUAGGCUGGUGGCACCAGGGACAAGGUUUUGCUGCUGGAAGGGUUCAUGUUCCCAGUUCUUCUUUGGUAAAACCCCAGACUGCAGCUUUCAGGGCAGUUAUCCCAAAUCAUCCAUAGAUCCUCCAGCAAGAGCUGGAGUGCUUCUAGCCCUGUAUUUUUAAAGCAUUUUCACAUAUACUUGCAUUCUUCAAAGUGUAAUUUUAUUACCACUCAGAUUUUCAGAGAAUGAGUUUUUAUUUUAUUUUUAUGUAUUCACUCCCCUCAGUGAGACAGUGUGUGUGUGCAGAUCACUCCCUGCACCAGGGCUGGUGUUCUGAAUGCCACUGGCUUAAAAAAUGAGCUGGAAUCUGGGCAAAACAGAGAUUAAUCUUAAAAAUACUACAUUUGCAUUGUUUUCAUGUCCCUUUUUCCUCCACAACUGAUUCUGCAGAAUUUUGGCUGCACUGACAGGAUCUGGAUGGGGGAGGCUGGGACAUGUGUUGGGGUGGAUCCCUUAUGUCAAUAAGGUACAAAGUUCUCCAUCUUUCAAAUGACCUAUAGAAUUGAUCAUGGGAUUUUAAAAAAACCAAACAUUUUCCAGCUUCUGGGCAUGGAUAUUCACUGCUUGUUUAUUCAUGUAUUUAUUUUGUAAUAAAAUAAUACUGUUCUCACA
This is a messenger RNA of Pseudopipra pipra, 5795 nucleotides long. It is a transcript of the gene C13H8orf48, whose product is annotated as chromosome 13 C8orf48 homolog. Bases 2118 to 3002 code for a protein of 294 amino acids. NCBI's taxonomy places the organism in Eukaryota, Metazoa, Chordata, Aves, Passeriformes, Pipridae. The record is from RefSeq and is a predicted model, not a curated record. The transcript has 6 exons.